This is a messenger RNA of Caenorhabditis auriculariae, 4898 nucleotides long. Lineage: Eukaryota; Metazoa; Nematoda; Chromadorea; Rhabditida; Rhabditidae. The record is from the annotation of a GenBank genome assembly.
AUGAAACGAGUAUGGAAUACGCUGAGUAAAAGCGUCAAGGGUGGUACGUUCCAAAAAAAGGCCGUCGAGCAAGUGGAGAAAAUAGAAAAGGGCAAAGUGAAGGUAUGUACAACUUAGUUUUCUAAUUCAUUUCUCAGUACGUGUUCAGAUUGCACCACCACAAUAUCCAAGCUCUCGAAGCGUGUCCGCGUCACCCGAAGAAAAACGAAAAAUUCAAGAAGUUGGUUUCCUGGUAAAUCAAUGGAAAAAUCUGAGAUUUAGGAUUUAGAUUCGAAAAAUGAGGAGUUGAUUGAAAACAUGAACAAGAUUCACAUCAAAAGCAAUGAUCCUCGAGAAAGGUGGAUAUCAAACAAGGAUCUUCCGACGAAAGAAGCUGAAUACCUUCAUCGAAAUGAUCCCGUUUGGGAGUACGGUUUUUUCGAACCAGAACUUGACAAAAUUCCGAAAAACAAGUUGAUGUUUCGCGAAGCUUUGGAAGUAAAAAACAAUCUUUGUAAAGUUGAAAAUUAAAAAUAAUUUGGGUUCUCCGAGCGAAGCAAGAGCUUUCCGAUGAAACGAGGAAAACUUCUUCUGAAGCUGUGAGGUUUUUAUGGAAACCUAUCUGAAAUGGUUUUUUAUUAAUAAAUUUCAGAAAAAAAGCGCUCGAGAAUUACUUACAAGGCAUCCAGCCAUAACUCGUGUUGAUUCUGAAGUCAUCGAGGAAAUUUUUGAAUACUUCCGUCCGUUUGAACGGAAAGAUACUCAGAAGGUUGAGAGAAUAUUAACUCUACAUAUGUUGAACUUAUCUCAAAUUUAGGUCGUUAACAAGUACGAAUUGGAAAAGCUUCAAGAACAUCUCAAAGGUCAGGUUGACACACAUGGACUGCUUGAUGCGCCCAAGGUUUUUUUUCGACUUUUCUCAACUUUAAUUCUAAAAAAUUCAGAAAAAGAUGAAGUUUCUGGUUACUGGGAAGGCCAGAGAGUUAGACGACUAUGAGAAGGUGAGAUUUGCAACUUUUCGAAGAAACCUUUUUGAAAAGGUGUUCAAUAGAGGAAGCAGAGACAAUUUAAUAAUCAACCAAAGUAUGCUUUCAAGAUAACUAAAAUCUAUUAAUAACCAUUCAAUAUAUUUUGUUUAACAGAAAAAUAGAAAGCUUCCAACGAUAAGAAAUAAAUUACCUUGUAGUAAAAGUUUUCAGCUUGAAAUAAGCGAAAAAGCGAAAGUCCGUGAAGCUGUAACUCAACUUCGAAAAGAAGAACAUGAGCGGUUGAAUAAGCGUUUGACAGAAAUACAGCAGGUUUCAAUAUUUUUUUAAAUUAUUCUUCAAAAAAAUCAGCCCCUCAUGUUUUACAGAUUGAAAAAAAGCCGUGGAAGAGUUCGAUGCGUCCAAAAAAGCGCAGAAAAAAUAAGAUAGAAAUUUUCAUACAUCUCAAUUUGUUUGAUAGGUUGCCAUAGUUUUCAUUUUGCGGGUUCGCUAUAAAAAAUUUUUGUUUUUUUUUUCCUUUAUUUACUGUAUGAAGCUUGCAAAUGUUACUUUAAUUGGGCGAUAAUAUUUUAAAUUUUUUUCAGGUUAAGAAACAAAAAGAAAUGUAUUAUGCGUCAAAUUAUAAUAUUAUAUUCUAAUACUACCAAAGGAAAAACUUAUCUUCUCCAUUUUCUCGUUUGAACUUUCUUCUCUACGUACUUUUUCCUAUCAGAUCGCAUGAGCCGAUCUCAUUUUUGUGUGUUCAGAAAGAGGAAAAAAAAUUCAUCCGGUUAAGACCAAGGUAUUGGAACCGAGGUUUGAGACCCUGAAAUGUCAUACAUAUUGUGUGAUCGUUUCUAGGUAUCAAUGUAAAUAAAUGUUUUACUUUAAUUCCUAUCGAAAUAUGACCUAUUCGCCGAGGCUUUUCUUCAUGAACGACAAAAAGAUCUACAGACAAACUGUUGUUGAAGUGAAAAAUUAGUGAUGCGUAGAAACUAUCACAUUUUAAAACAUUCUUCUGUACUGAGCGAACUGUGUUGAACUAUGUCAUUAUUUCGUAGUAUUUGUAAUAUAAUAUAUUUAUAAUUUUUUUAUGACCUCUUUUAUGGUUCUUUUUUUGAACUGAUCGAAAAGGAGGUAGGGAUGAAACGAGGUGCCCGAGUAGUCAUUGGUAUGUCGGGUGGUGUCGACAGUGCCGUUUCGGCCUUACUUCUUAAGAAACGAGGAUUCAAUGUAACGGCAGUUCACAUGGUAAAUACAAAAAAAUAAAGAGAUCAAUAAUUUCUUCAGUAAAUUUAAAGAUAAAUUGGGAUCCACUGGAGGAAGGUACGACCACCUGCCCACAAUCAAAAAGACGAAGCGGACGCGAAAAAGAGUUUGUUGGUUGGUCUAUUAAUACAAAUGAAUCUUCAAAGAAUUUUUAAAAGAAUGCAUCAAAAAUUUACAGUUAAUUAUAUUUUUGUUCUUUUUUAUAAAUUAUAAACCGCGAGGCUUUCUUUAUAACUCCGUUAAACACUUUUAUAACACUUUCUAAGGCGUUUUCUAAAAAAAUAAAUUUAUGUUGUUUUCUCACUUUCAAACUGUAGUGUUACUAUGAGUCUAUAUCCAUAGACAAAGUCUCAAAGGGUUGAAAAAAACUAUAGAAAUGUUUCUUUUAGGGUGAAAAAAUUUCUUUUUUUGCUGCCUUCUCGCGCCAUUUCAUCGGCUGUUAUGCAUCAUUUUUGAUACCUCUCUUUUUUUUCCACUAUUUCUUGAGCCUUUGAAAUCCUAGAAAAAAUGGGAGGGUCAAUAAAAGGACUCUUUUCCCUGCCUUACUGUGGCCUUUUCCAAACCUCUCCUUUUUAGCUGCCAUUAUUAUAUCCACCAUUCCGCCUUUGCUUGAGACUGAUUUCCGGCUGGCUUGAGCCAUCGAAAAAAGGUCCUGACACGAUAAGAAAAGAGAGAGUGUCUGGUUGGUGGAGAGUGUAGACAGGCCUUCCCUUUUCGAGUCCCAAGCUAGCUGUGAGUCUGCUGAAUUUCAAUUGAUAAAAAGGCAUUUCUUUCAGCCUUCUGGACAUCCCUUUUCACACGGUCAACUUUGUCAAGGAGUACUGGAACGAAGUUUUCUUGUGAUUAUUAUUAUUAUAAUCAUCAUUUCAAAUAUUUUUAUCAGAUCGUUCCUCGAAAACUACCGAUCAGGCAGAACCGUCGUGCCGGAUAUUGUUUGUAACUCCCGAAUAAAAUUUGACCACUUCCAAAAUUUUGCACUGGAGAAGAUGAAUGCCGACUUUGUGGCAACCGGUCACUACGCGACUACAUCUUUUGGAGAUUUUCAGGAGCAUCAUAGCUUAAAUAAAGGUUGUUGUAUGUUUAAAUCUGAUUAAUCUUUGAAUUACUUCUCUCACACGUUGAAAUACUCAAGCCUGUUUUUUGAAUGCAACUAAUGAUUUCCGAAGGUGAAACGGAGGAAGGACACAAACACACUCAAAUUAAACGAAGGCCUUAAAAAGCUUAGUUUUUUCUGAUUUUCUCACGUGGGUAGGAUUCGUGUUACUUCCAUGAUUUUCACUAUCGUAAAAAGUUAUUAUGACGGCCGCGUGUAUGAGAACCCAACUUUAAUUUUAAUGACUAUAGAAUUCUCAAAAUAGCAACCUAAGUUGGUUCAAACUUGCCUUCCUUACCUUCUGUAUUCAAACAAGGUGCUGUCAAAGUUUCAGAGGUAAAUCUACUCUGCGGCGCUGAUCCACUGAAAGACCAAACCUACUUCUUGUGUACUGUUCAGCAGGAACAACUGCGUCGGACCAUGUUUCCAGGUUCUUUCCUUUGCGUUUUAUUAGUUUCAUGUUUCAAUGGUUGCUCUUUAUUAUAUUCAAAUUCCAGUUGGUUCGAUGAUGAAAAGUCAAAUCCGACAGAUUGCAUUUGAGGAAGGGUUGACGAAUGUUGCAAAAAAAGCUGAGGUCAGCUGAAUUUAGUUUGAAUGAACUCCCAGUUUGAUUUGAAAAUUUCAGAGUAUGGGAAUUUGUUUUGUUGGCAGGAAGAACAAGUUUGAUCAGUUUAUUGAUGAGGUGAAGAUUUGAAGUUUAUUGGAAAGUUUGUACACAAGUCCAUAAUAAAGAUUAUUUCUCCCAGAAGGAUUUCAUCGUGAAAGCCUUUUCUCGGAAAAAAUUCAAUUUAAUUUGUUUCAAACAUGUAAGACUUCUCGGAAAAAUCUAAAUUUCAGCUUGCAGUACAUCGAACAGCGUCCUGGGAGUGUUACAGACCUCAACGGCGUGGUCAUAGGCGAGCAUGACGGAAUCCAUCAUUUCACAAUGGGAAAACGGGUUCAUGGUAGAUAUCUCAGAACGAAAAGUCAUCUUGGUUUUUUCGUCGUGAAGGUUGAAGCAGAAACUAAUCGGGUGAUCACGGUGAGCGUCACGGUUGCGUUUCUCACUCGAAUUAGGCGUUUCAGUGUGAAGGAUCGCAUCAUUCGAGUCUUUAUGCGACAGAGUUUUCCAUAAAUAUCCCGGAUUGGAUUUCGAAGAAAGCACCUACAGGUUUCAAAAGCAUUUUGCGGAAUUGAGUGACCUCUUCCUAGAUUUAGGUGUUUCCGAGGAAAUUGCAUGUCGAAUUCAAAGAGCCCAUCCAGCUGUACCUUGUAGGAUUUUCGAAUUCGGCGAAAAUCGGCUCAAAGUUGUUCCGAAGAUCCCUUUAAGAGCCACUGCACCUGGACAGGUUUGUUUUCGACAAAUAAAUGUAGAUUUUCUUUCUCCGGUAUGUAGAAGUUUUUCAAGCAUCUUAAAUAAGCUUCGGAUAAUAAUAUGAAGAUGAAAAUUUCUGGUUUCAUUUCUCAUGAUUGCAAAACUGCUCAACAUUGAAAGAAGAAGAUAGUUUAUAUGCAAUGUUUUGUUUCAGAUGUGCGUGUUUUAUCGUGGACGACAAUGCCUCGGGGGAGGUGAAGUUGUUUCCAUUGAGAAAACUUUAUUCGACACCUCGUGA